Radiomyces spectabilis is the source of this 1792-nucleotide messenger RNA. RefSeq names its product P-loop containing nucleoside triphosphate hydrolase protein. The record is from RefSeq and is a predicted model, not a curated record. The transcript is spliced from 2 exons. The coding region runs from base 362 to 1684 and encodes 440 amino acids. Gene Ontology annotation, molecular function: ATP binding; RNA helicase activity; RNA binding. Lineage: Eukaryota; Fungi; Mucoromycota; Mucoromycetes; Mucorales; Radiomycetaceae.
CCUGGUUCGUAUUGACCUGUUGAAAAAGGCAAGUAUUGAUUGAUAUUCUAUUCUAUCUUUGGGACGCGACAUUGUAUGAUCAUAAAGAUGAAGAAAUUUACAGACCUGUUCUGCAUCUUCACUGAAGACAAAUUGCCUUGCUGAAUGAUCAUACUUUGUUUUCCAUUUUCUUGUUGUGGCGUCAUAACGAAGGAAGACCUAUUAUGCUAAUGCGUUUUACUUAAUAGAUCUCAAGCUGUGUGAAUCAUCAAGUCAUAUUGUGCUUUAGCAUCUUUUUCCUCGGAUCCAUUUCACUGUGAAUAAAAUUUUUUUUUCUAUAAAAUAUUGCAAUUCCUUGCGCCUCUUAUUUUGAUCUUCGGACAUGUUGAGAAUUUUCACUGGCAGAUCUCGUGGAUUUUCUCCAAAAUAUUGCCAUCACCGAGUGUAUACUCGAUCUGCUUUUGAGUCACUUGGUUUUUCUUCCAAGAUUUGCGAACGUUUGGAACAACAUUUUGGCAUUACUCAUCCUACCGAUGCGCAAUCUCGGUUCAUUCCUGUUAUUCAAAGUGGACAUGACGUGUUGCUCAGAGAUCGCACAGGAACCGGCAAGUCAUUUGGAUUGGCCCUCGCGUUAGCUUCCCAGAUUCCUACUGCCAAGGUGCCUACUACGCCGCGGUCGCUCUAUGUUGUUCCCAAUCAAGAAUUAUCGCUCCAGAUCAGUCACUGGAUUGAACAAUUAAGUCCAUGCCCUACGGCCGUGACGAAUCUCAGCUCCUCUGUCAACGCGUCGCGGUCGGCGCAUACGGUUGUGACGACCCCUGGAAAAGCGUUAGAGUUGGUUGAACAGGGACACUUGACCGUGGAUCACUUGGAACGGAUAAUAUUGGAUGAGGCAGAUCAAGCUUUGCGAUUACCUAAACGGUUUGCAACUAUCCGGCAGCAUCAUCGUCGUUCAGAGCAUCCCAAGCCAUCUCAGAUUUUAAUCGAUCGCAUCUUGGCAAACCUUUCUGCGAGACCGCAAAUGAUCAUUGCUUCAGCCACCUUGAACCGACCGCUACGACAUUGGUUACGUCAAAGAGGAUGGAUCCAAAACCCCGUAUUUGUUGAUCUGAAUUCCGGUGUUUCUCCUGUCGGUCAUUCGUCAGUAACCCAUCAUUGUCUGUUACUUUCCAACGAUGAAAUCCGCAAUAUUCAACCCUCAAAAGACACUGAAACAGACGUCAGUGAAGAUCAGCAUUCAGUGACCGGAAACACGGAUAUUACCCAUGACGACGAACGAGUUCUCGAAAGUAUAGCUAUUCUUCAAGAUCUCGAAACUGUCCACAACGGGAUCCUUUUCCUAAAUACCGGAGCCAGUGUAUCUGAUAUGAAGCGCAACCUGGCCAAGUUUAAUGUCGAUGCAAGGGAUAUCCGAGAGUUUCGUCCAGGUGUAUCUCAUGGUACGAACCCGUUAUGGUUGGCUACUGAAUUCACUGCUCGUGGAUUGGAUUUGCCCGACGUGUCGCAUGUUUUCAUUCUUGGUCGUCCCUCUUCAUACGCAAGCUAUGUCCACAUGGCCGGUCGCACAGGUCGCCUCGGCAUCCAAGGUUUUAAGCAUGGCAAAAUUAUCAGUCUCAUCCCUGAUGCAGGUAAAGCUGAGUUGGCCAUGUUCACCAUGUAUAAAUUAUUGAAUAUACCUGUAAAAAAAUAUGAACAUGUACAAUAGAAUUCUCAAUCUCUUCUUGCAUCCUUUUACAGUAAUAAAAUACAGUUGUCAUUAUUUUAUCUAUUUAUUUGUAACUUAAAAGACACAUGCUCCAUUUUUAUGUUCUCC